Molecule: messenger RNA, 189 nt
Organism: Funneliformis caledonium
Lineage: Eukaryota; Fungi; Glomeromycota; Glomeromycetes; Glomerales; Glomeraceae
Source: the annotation of a GenBank genome assembly
AUGGAAAGAUCUGCUUUUUCUGUAAUAUUUUUCAUUAAACAGUUGAUAGCUCUUCUGAUUCUUUAUUUUGAUUUAACUCAAAUUUUAAAUCUUCAUACAUCUGUUACAGUUCAACUUCAGUUUUUAUUUAAUAAAAAGUCAAGAUCUUUGUAUCUAAGAUCUAGAAUUAUUGAAAGCAAAGCAUAUUGA